Molecule: messenger RNA, 1842 nt
Organism: Cryptomeria japonica (Japanese cedar)
Lineage: Eukaryota; Viridiplantae; Streptophyta; Pinopsida; Cupressales; Cupressaceae
Exons: 1
Coding region: 1-1842 (613 amino acids)
Source: RefSeq, a predicted model, not a curated record
AUGCAACCAUUGCCAAUUAAUCAGCAAACAAAUGCUACAUCUAUUGCUACAACGACACCAAUCUCAGAAGAUCUCAAAUCUUCUGCAUUUACAACUGCACUAGCUUCUUUUCAGGCAAGAAUAGACAGCUUGUCACAUGUACAGAUAUGUACAAUCUGCAAAGAGAAUUAUGUUGGUAUGCAUGUCAAAUUAACUCAACCUACUGUCAUUUGCACAAGAUGUUAUAAUGAAAUGGGUGUUCACAGAUUCUCUAUUGCAAACAAUAUGGACCAUGGCGAACAACCCCUAGUUUUAAAACGGCUCUCACAAGUAGAAGAGAUGCUUAUAGAAAGGAUUGCUCCUAUUUUGCAAGUAAGCCAUGCCAAAGGUGGUCAAUACAAAUAUACAGGGCACACCAUUAAUUUCCCACAAGACAUUUCAGAAAUAGCAACUACUUUGCCCCGCAAAUUCCAACAUUUAGAAGUUGUGAUUAUUCGAAGGACAAAUCUCGAGGGAAAACAAUAUGACUGUUAUGUGAACAAGUUCCAUGUUAUGGACGCAUUGCAUUACAAAAUUCAACAUGACCAGUACUACAAUGAUGUUAUCAUUGAUGAUGCAACCAUUGAUUUAUUGCCAGAAACAUCUACCGAUAUAUCUGAAUUUUUGCAUGGCCUUCCAAAUUCCUUUGAUCUGCAACCGCCUUCACCAGCACAAGAGCAACUCUCUAAUGAUGAUGAAGUUGAAUUGCAUACCACAUCAUCAUUCAUCCCAAAACUGCCAUGUUCAGCCCCUGAACUAGAUGCCAUUAAAAAGACAUUACACUUACAUACGGAUGAUCAAAAUGUUGCAGCUUGGCCUGAAAUAAGUUCCUCGCCCAUUAAUAAAUACAACAUUGAAGGCUUGUUUGCUAUGGCUUUCCCAACAUUGUUCCCAAGCGGAUCUGCAUUGCCACUCCAACCAAGGACAAAACAUGUCCACUUGCACGAAUAUGCUUUGCACUUGAUAAGAUAUCAUGACCAAAGGUUUGGACAACAUGUUAGGUUUAGAUAUUAUCUUUACAAUCUAAUUAUGAGACACCGUUCCCAGCAGACAACUUUAGUUUUCCUAUGGACCAACUUAGAAAACUCCAUCCCAACUACUUUACAAGCUUUGCGUGAACAACUCCAGUCUACACCAUCCGAUCAAUUGCCAAACCAAUUAAUGUGUUUUGCAGCUUCUUUGCGAGGGACAAGAGCUUAUUGGAAAAGAUCCCGCAAGGAUCUCACUACAAUGAUACACCAAUUAGGAGCACCUACAUUGUUCUUCACAUUAAGUGUAGCUGAUACCAAAUGGCCAAAACUACAUAAAUUGUUUCCACCUAACUUGUCUCCAGAAUUCCAAUCCACGAAGAAGCAAUUUAUACAAAACAUUGUCCACAAUCCACACGUCACAAUGUUGUUUUUGCAUUUUAGAUUCACAAUAUUCCGUGAGGAGAUUAUUGACAAGCUUUUCAAAGCUAAAGACCAUUGGUAUAGGUACGAAUGGCAACAUCAUGGGUCUGCACAUAUGCAUGGCUUCUUAUGGUUACCAAAUGCACCUGAUAUGGACAAUAUAGACUGGUCUAACCAUAAUGUUGUGCAAUCAACUAAGUCCUUUUUUGAUAGGUAUGUUACAACAUGGAAUGCUCACAACCGAGUUGGCCAAGCCAACAGACUGCACACUGCUUCAUUCUUUGAUCCCUGCAUGGCUGAUACAAACCAAAUUCUAUCUACUGACCCUCUCUCUGAUUAUGAGAAACUCGUCAAUGUUCUUCAGCGACAUACAAAAUGUUCUGCCCACACUUGCUUAAAAAAAAAAGGCUCAACCCCUCCAUUGUCGCUAUAA